ACGGCGUUUUCCGGCCACGGGUGCUGCCGCCCGGGGGGCUCUGCAAGGCCGAAUCCACCUCAGGCAUCCUCCUUCUGGACCCACCCAAUCGUCCUUAGGGAUCAUUCUGCUUCCGGUCCUGCGCCACAGCGAGUUCCGUUUGUCCACAUUUUAUCCAGAUUGGCUAAAUAGUGUGAAGCCACGUUCUAAGGGAUCGGGAUUUUGAGGUGGACAGAGUGGGCCGCGUAGUGACGGGGCCGCUGGAUUUUGGGCAGCAAGGCUAGGAACUAGCUCAGAGGAACGUGCGGGGACCCCCUCGGUCGAUUUCUAGCGCGUUUGGUUCUCCACGGGCUGGAACCCAACGCUGCUCUUUGGUGGUCUCUGCCUUUGGAGCGUUUGCACGCUGUACACUUCCGGUCCCGCCAUGUCUGAGGAAAGCCAGCGCUGUGGUGAACGCGGAGACCAGCCUGACCCGAGCCAGGAGGACGGUGCUGGGGACACAAAGAAGAAAGCAGAAGUAAAUCAGGAUCUCACUUCCACCGUGCAAAGUCCAUCAGAAUCGUCUGUGAUCCAACCUACGACUCCACAGGCCUGUGUGGAUCCACCAUCUCCCCAUACGGAUAGUUCACCAAAACAACCUACGAGUGCAACACUUAAAGACAAAUUAAAGAAAACAAGAUUGUCAUUUAAUUCCUGUUGCAGUGUGAUAAAACGUCUUAAAGUAGAGAAGGAAGAAAAUGACCAGACUGUUUCAGAGAAACCAGCAUCUUCAAAAGAAGAAAACUCUUCAGAAUCUCAAGAAAGUUCUAAAAACAAAGGCAGUGAAUCUGAAGAAAAUGCACAUUCGAAAAAUACCAAGAAUAUCAGUGCAUGUAAAUCUGAGUCACUUGAUUUUGUGAUUGAGAAUCCUAAACAAGAGUUAAACGAAGAAAAAGCAGAAUUGAUGAAGCAGGUUCAGGACAAAGAAGAGCUUCUUCGGAGGCUAAAACUAGUCAAAAUGUAUAGGUCAAAGAAUAACCUGUCUCAGUUAGAGUUGUUAAUAUCGAAGUGGAGAAACUGUAGCCAGCUGUUGCUUUAUGAGCUUCAGUCACUUAUGUCGGAAGAUAACAAGAAACUAAGCCUUACUCAAUUGAUAGACCACUAUGGGCUGGAUGAUCAAUUGCUGCAUUAUAACAGACGUGAAGAAGAAUUUACAGGUGUUUAAUUUGUAAUUUUUUUCUUGAGAAAUAUCUUUGAGAAUGACAACUCAAUGACAAGAUACUUGCACAUUUUAAAGGGGAGAUAUGCACAUUAGGGCUUAGAGGAAGGUGUCUUGACAUCAGUUUAGGGCACUCAUACAUUUUAAGUUCUAAAAUUUAGUGUUUUGGAUAGAUUUGGUAAAGAAAACUUGACAUUAAAAAAUAAAAUUAAAGUCAUUUAAGAGUAAUUUGGAUAGUUCUGGAACCCAGUUUUAGUAUAUCUUUUGCUUUUUGUAGCAGAAAGUUUUAUUUUCAGUGUUAAAAAAUAGUUCCAUCUAGAUGGGAACCCCUGAGGACUUGUGUUAUUCUAGUGCCUACCAGCCAGCCUCCAUCAAUCACUACUGCUUUGGGGGGUGGGAGGUGGGGGGUGGAAAGGCAGGCAGUAGCAGCAAAAUGUGGCAGGGGAAUCAUGAUGCUCCUGGUGGUAGUGUUGAUGGGUGGUUUUUUGUUUUUUAAUUUUUUCUUUUUAGAUAUUCGUGAAGUACAGUGUAUUUUGACAUAUACAUAUAUGGAGUAUAACUUAUUGUAAUUAGAUCCCAUUCUUGUAGUUGAACAUUAUGUGGAGUUAAACUAGUUGUGUAUUCAUAUAUGAACAUAGGAAAGUUAUGUCCAAUUUAUUCUACAUGUUGGUGGUUUAAAAGUGCCUUUCCCUCUCUAGGUUUAUGAAUCUUGUUUCCAUUCAUUUGCCAUAUUUUUUCUUCUGCUGAUCUAAUAGGGUUAUUAAACUUUUUAUGUCCAAAAUUA
Molecule: messenger RNA, 1961 nt
Organism: Sciurus carolinensis (gray squirrel)
Lineage: Eukaryota; Metazoa; Chordata; Mammalia; Rodentia; Sciuridae
Gene: Sfr1
Product: SWI5 dependent homologous recombination repair protein 1
Exons: 4
Coding region: 404-1183 (259 amino acids)
Biological process (GO): positive regulation of DNA-templated transcription; double-strand break repair via homologous recombination
Cellular component (GO): Swi5-Sfr1 complex
Source: RefSeq, a predicted model, not a curated record